This is a messenger RNA of Hemibagrus wyckioides, 820 nucleotides long. RefSeq names its product thioredoxin-like 4B (gene txnl4b). NCBI's taxonomy places the organism in Eukaryota, Metazoa, Chordata, Actinopteri, Siluriformes, Bagridae. The record is from RefSeq and is a predicted model, not a curated record. Gene Ontology annotation, cellular component: U4/U6 x U5 tri-snRNP complex; spliceosomal complex; U5 snRNP. The coding region runs from base 76 to 525 and encodes 149 amino acids. The transcript is spliced from 3 exons. Gene Ontology annotation, biological process: mRNA splicing, via spliceosome.
CCAAUCAGAGCGCUAAGAGGAAUAUGUUGCGUUAAGUAAACGUUACCGGUUUGUUAUUGAAAUCCUGGUGAAAAGAUGAGUUUGUUUCUGCCUAAAUUGUCGUGUAAGAAGGAUGUAGAUGAAGUCAUUAAAACAGUUGCUGAGAAGGUGCUGGUGUUGCGCUUUGGACGAGAUGAAGACUCUGUUUGCAUGCAGCUGGACGAGAUUCUGUCAAAAACCUCCCAUGACCUGAGCAAUAUGACUUCUAUUUAUCUCGUGGAUGUGGAUCAAGUCCCAGUUUAUACCCGAUACUUUGACAUCAGUUAUAUUCCUUCAACUGUCUUCUUCUUCAAUGGGCAGCACAUGAAGGUCGAUUAUGGGUCUCCUGAUCAUACCAAGUUUGUCGGAUGCUUUAAAACAAAGCAGGACUUCAUUGAUCUUGUUGAGGUGAUCUAUCGCGGUGCCAUGAGAGGAAAGCUGAUUGUGCAAAGCCCUAUUGAUCCACGAAAUAUUCCUAAAUAUGAUCUGCUGUACCAUGGGAUUUAGCUAUAAUUAUUCCUCCACAGAUUUGGAGGCUGGGUUUGUGAAAUGUUGGUUAAAUUACAAUGGACAUGAAGACAAAAUUACUGAAGUGUUUAAUUGAGGUGUUUGCUUGUAUUUGUAAAUCAGAUAAAUACGUUUUAGUUGUUUCCUAUGGAAAUGCAUUCUAGCUUAGUUUUUAAAAAUGUUCUGUUAUUUCUACGUUACAUGUUUUCAUAUGUAUGAAUGAUACAGUACUCUUGCUGUUUGAAAAAUGUAAAGAAUCAGCAUUUGUAUAAAAAUCAGCAUUAAAAAUAAAAUC